UUCCCGGAAAUGUAUAGCGAGCUCAGCUGCUAACCGCUAAGGUACCAGGCUAACCCAAACCCAACGGCUGGUUCAUUUGUAUAUUUCUACCCAUCUCGCUGACGGAUCUGUAUUCCUUCAUUCACAUCCAGAUACUAUAAAACUUCUUUCGUUUUUGCACGGCCCGCUGCCCAAGAUAUGUAAGCAUUGACACUGGACUAGAUGCCCUGUGGCCUUUUUGGUUCAUCAUGAAGCCUGCCAACUAUCAAAGUAUGGCCUCUUCUGUAAUUAAUCCAAAUAUAAGCCUGGGUCAUUUAUUGAGCACUCCUAAUGUAAUGCGAUGUGAGAAAUGCAGAUUUGCCACUACAGACAUCUCAACAUUCAAGAAACAUGUGGCACAAGAGCAUACUGAGUAUUAUUGCUUUUACUGUAACAGAGUGUCUUUAAGCGAAGCAGAGUUACAGACUCAUCUGCAGAUACACACAGGAACAAGUCCAUUCAAAUGUCCUCAUUGUGGACAAGUGUAUAUGCGGAGGAUGUGCCUUAUAAAGCACAUAGAGCGUCUUCACAGUAAAAUUAUACCUCAAGAACCACCUCAAAUAGCACCACGUGUUUCUGUCUCAAGUGCCUCUCAAAGUGUAUCCAGCACAGCCAGUACAGCACCUCAGCGGCCCGUUGUACGUGUGAAUGUUCCAGCUCCUACGACCGCUGGAGUUACACUGGAAAAUAAUUUACAAAGACUAAAAUCCUUGAGUUCCUAUAUCUCAAAUGCCAAUCACGGCGAUGCCGUACCUUUAAAUGGACAAGUUCAACGUAAUCGAGCACUUACUGUUUCGCUCCCAGAGGAAGUUUCUAUUCCUGCCGGCUGCAUGGUAGAGGUAGCUGAGGUGAAGACUGUAGAUGGAACCAAGGAGCUCCGGCUAAGAUUUGUUGCUCAUCAAGAAAAUGAGUCUGUUAUCAAAAAUGGAAGGACCACAGUCCCUGAGACCUCAAAAGUACUUUCUUCACAAAUUAAAUAUCCAAAUGCAGCAUCAGAAUCAGGGAUGCGAUUUGGAAAUAAAAAUAUUGAAACAAAGAUUGUGAAUAAAGGACGCUCCACUCUGAUCCCAGUUAACGUUUCCAAAUCUUUUCCGAAACAAACGAUAAAGGAACGCUCAAAUGCAAAAAGGCCAUCAGAAGUUAUUGACCUGAAUGCAGGUGUUCCAAGUAAGAUUUCCAGAAGCUUUAUUUCUGUUGGUGAAGCCAAGGUUGCUUCACAGAAGGAACCCAUUAAUCACACUAUCCCACCUACUGCUAUGCCCUCCAUGUUGGUCAACAGGUUAACAUCGGGUAGUUUGCUACCAGAUAACCUGUCGACUCUGAUUACUCUAAAAGGCAUUGAGGAGAGAAAAAGUUCUGCUCCAGGACCUCCCCCUAGUUCAGAACCAUUAAUGAUGAACAAUGUGCAGAUUAUGCCUCGCAUUGUUCCUGUGAACCGAGGGCCUGCAACUGUAAAAGCAAAGGAAGACCCCAUACUCCAGAAAAAUAAACAUGACUUAACAAACCCUCAGCAGCAAAACUUGAAAACACUGCUUCUUCCAUUGACACCUUCAAUGGUUGCACCGACACCUCCCCAAAUUCGAGCUACAAAUGAAUGUAAGGAUAAUUUGGUUCCAAAGACGUUUACCCCAGAGCAAGCUUCUUCUCAGAAAGCUUCUCCAGAGUUGUUAGCAGCAAAGAAACGUACAAACAACUCUAACACAAACAUGAAAAUACCUGCUCUGCCCCAGGAAGUGAAAACAGAAAAAACAAUAACCGAGGAUGUCCGAGUAGAACGUGAAGGAUUUCCAGUCAUAUACUCCGUUUACUCAUUGAGUCAACAGCAAAGUGAUCCACAGGAGUCCACUCAGCCAAUUGUGAUGGCCGAAUGGACCAAUAGUGCAGGGUGUGACAGUCCAAAAAUCAAAAGUGUUCGCACAGAGCUGUCUGAAAUGACAGGACAUCAGGCUCAUGAUGAUUCAGAAGAUUGCAAGAUUACUUGUGAUACACUAUCUAGUAAGAUCUCCUGCGAGUCUGUGAAGAUAGAAGUAGAUCAAGACAUUAAGGAUGAGACUGGUGCCUUAGUAACCUGUCAAAAUAUCCAUUUAAAAAAGGAAAAAAGUACACCAGCGAAAGCUAAUAAAAAGUGCAAAAUGACUCUUAAAGUUAACAAAACAAACCCACCAGCUAUAAAUGCUAAUAUUAGCAAAACAUGCUCACCACCAGAGCAUGCUAAAGUUAGCAAACCGUGUGCACCACCAAAGCAUAUUGAAGGUAACAAACCAUGUGCACCAUCCCCACAACCUGUUAAUUGUGGUCCACUCGUUCCCCAGCCACCACUGGUUGCAGAAGACCUCUCGGUUCAAACCCCUGUGGAAGCAACAAGUGUCCCUGAAAGUCCCUCCAAAAUCCUAACUGUAUCUUUAAAAAGGGUUCGAGUUGGGAUCUUUAGGAAAAGCAAGAAGAGGAAGAAUAAGACUGUUCCUAAAUUAAGUUUUGCCAAGGUCCUUGAUGGCCCAAGGGCAUGUACAGCUUUGCAGCUUAUGCCACUGAGGAGAGACCAAGUCGUGAAGCAGCCAAGUGGUAACCAACCUGUGGUGGUGCUCAAUCAUCCCAAGCCCUGUGUUCACAUGAAAGCAGUACCUACAAAGACUCUCAGAAAUAAAGAAGCAACUGUCACUCCAAAGUGCCAAAUACUUAAAAUAAAACUUGGUAAAGUGAUGGGGCAGAAGUAUGAGGUGAUGGGCUGCACUGUACGGAACUUCUCUUAAAACAUGGACAGUGCCACAAAAGGUUAUUAUUCACAUCCAGCAGUAUCCUUACACGGUAUUGAAAUAAAACAAAGACCUUACAAAGAUGCCAAUCCUAUGGACUUUAGUAUAUGUAUAUUUGCAUGUGUUGUUGAACUGAAGUGCAAUGUUUUCAGAUGCCCUAUUAGUCAGUGCUGUAACAUCAUAUCCAUCCAUCAAUUUGUAUCAUAUUCAGAUAAAAUGUUUUUGUUCCUAUCUCAAAGUAUCUAUACUUUUCCUAUACACUACAAAUGUUUCAAAAAUCAUCCAAUAUUUUCUACAAGAUGUAAGGCGUGUAGAUAAGGGAGUAAGUGUUGUCAGUGUGUCAAUCACUGGUUUGCUUUGUUUGUUCUGAUUAAUUUCAUUAUUUUGUUUGACAUGUAAAUUUGAAAGAAUGUUACCUGCGUCUUACUCACCUUGCAGACAAUGAAAUAUUUAUGUUUAGAAUGCAUGUUCUAACCACUCUUUAACGUUCCAUGUGUAGAUGAAGGUUUUUUUUACUGUUACUUGUUAUUUAUUUAAAGCUUGUAUAUUUGGCUCACUAAUUAUUGUUGUCACUCAUACAAAUUUAUAAGCGUUUUUGACCAGUGUUGUUGCUCAUAUUGAAAGACAAGAAAAUUAUGUAUUUACGGCUAUUUCUACAAAUCGAACUAUGUAUUUUUAUUUUGGUUUCCUUACAAAAUUUUGUAUAUAGUCAGCAACUGUGGUCAUCAACGAUAUGGCACCCAUACAAGACAUAAAACUAGUCUGUACAGUCUAAUAUCCAGUCUCCAAGCAGCUAACAAAAAAUGGAGGAAAAGAUUGGUAUUGUGUUUGCCAGUACAUGUAUAUAGUCUAUGUAAAUAUAAUUACAGAUAGGCCUCCUCAACAAAAUUAUUGAGUCUUGAAAUGCGGUCUUUUCCAUUUGGCCUUAUUUAUAUCAAACAUACAAUACUGUAGUUCUUACCUCAAGUGUUAAUAUUUUAAAAAUUUCAUAUGUGGUUUUGCUUUUUUUUUCUUUUAACAUUUGAUGGUGUUAUCAGCCGAUAUAGGUCAGAACUACUGGCACUUACUGUAUAGGUCCUCCAGAGUUUAUAAACUCUAUGUUGCAUUCUGUGUUCGGAGCAGCUUUUAUCCAUGUAUUGACAAAUGUACAACUUUGCCUUUUCAUCAUUUUACAUUGCAGACAUUUUAUUUUCUUCACCAGUGUUUGUAGUCAUGCAUACUUUUGUAUUCACAAUGUGUUACUACUUUUUUAUUAAAAAAAGAACAUGGCUGACUUAUGUAUUUGACUGU
Molecule: messenger RNA, 4061 nt
Organism: Periophthalmus magnuspinnatus
Lineage: Eukaryota; Metazoa; Chordata; Actinopteri; Gobiiformes; Gobiidae
Product: zinc finger protein 518B
Exons: 2
Coding region: 228-2768 (846 amino acids)
Source: RefSeq, a predicted model, not a curated record